Adineta ricciae is the source of this 1188-nucleotide messenger RNA. The record is from the annotation of a GenBank genome assembly. Lineage: Eukaryota; Metazoa; Rotifera; Eurotatoria; Adinetida; Adinetidae.
AUGGGCUGCUGUCUAACACUACUACUCUUAAUUUUUAUUCUUGUUGUAUCAACAAUUAGUUAUACAAAAACGAUUGAUUACAACAUUCGGGGAACUAUUGAGCCUGGCUGGGAAUUUAUCUAUGAUCUUUUUCAAGAUAAUUUCGUUGAACAUCGAGAUAUAGGAGCAUCAGUAGCAGUGUAUCAUCAAGGUGAAUUAGUAGUUGGCCUAUCAGGUGGAUGGUUUGAUCAAUCACAAACAAAACCGUAUGAUGAGAAUACAUUACAAUUAGUGUUUUCAACAACAAAAGGAGUUGUUGCUGCAGCUGUGGCACUUGCUGUUCAACGUGGUCUACUUAAUUAUUCAGCAUUAGUCACUGACUAUUGGCCUGAAUACGGACAAAAUGGAAAAGAGAAUACAACUGUAAGUGAUAUUCUUUCUCAUCGUGCUGGACUACCAGAUAUUACUGUGCCACUUGAAGAAUAUCUUAAUUGGACAGCAAUAAUACACACAUUGGAACAAAAAUCACCUUCUUGGGCGCCUGGAUCAGCUCAUAGUUAUCAUUCGCUAACAUAUGGUUGGCUUGCUGGUGAACUUAUUCGACGUGUUGAUUCAAAGAAACGAUCAUUGGGGCAGUUUGUUCAAGAUGAAAUUUCAACUCUAUCAAAUCUUGAAUUUUAUAUUGGUUUACCAUCAACUGAAGAAUAUCGCGUGUCACCACAUGAAUUUAGUCAACUAUCUCAAUAUCUCAAUGAUGAAUCAUUAAAUACUGUUUUCGAUUACUUCAAUGAUGCUCGUUUACAUCAAGCAGAAGUACCAGGUGGAAAUGGAAUAUCAAAUGCUUGGUCAAUAGCACGACUUUAUUCAUUAUUGAUUGGUGAUGUUGAUAAUGGAAAAUAUAAACGAAUAUUAAAUGAAGAUAUUCUGAAAUUAGCGACGAAAUUGAAUACACCAGAUGGAGAAUUGGAUCUACUUUUACAAACACAGUCAUCAUUUGGAAUGGGUUUUAUGCUUUUUGAUAAAACAUAUCCUGAAUUAGGACCAGGGAGUUUUGGUCAUCUAGGAGCAGGUGGAAGUGUUGGUUUGGCUGCACCAUUAUACAACUUCUCCUUUGCUUAUGUUAUGAAUCGAAUGGUAGGAACAGUAUUAGAUGCUAAUAAACGUUUUGAACCAAUGCUUACAAAAAUUGUUGAUAUUCUCAAUAAAUAA